AUGUUCAACGAUGAGCUGGACAUGCUGGAGAUACGUUUGACGACCCUGUACAAGGUGGUGGACUACUUUGUGCUGGUGGAGAGCCGAGUGAGCCACCAAGACAGGCCCAAGGCACUCAACUAUGCAGACAACAAACGCCGCUUCGUAAAAUUUGCCGACAAGAUUGUCCAUGUCGUGCUGGACAGCCUGAUAGGACACAGUUCCUACUACAAGGAGUGGUAUCACAGGGAGAUGCUGUUCGAGAAAGGGUUGGCGGUGAAAGGGAGUGAGGCGAGGGAAGGGGACUUAAUAAUCUCGGGGGAUUUAGACGAAAUACCCCGGCCGGCCGCUGUGCAGGCGCUGCGCAGCUGCGAAUGGCAAGUGCAGCCGGGAGCUCAUGACUGCGCGGUGCUGGAGGGGUCUUUCUUCUACUACAGCUUCUCCUGGUAUGCAGGGGAAUGGAACCCCGGCCCGAAGGUUUUCCGCCACGACGUGAUCACCACGAUGGGGGGCAUGAACAAAAACGACAUGCGGUACAAUUCCAACUGCACGCUGCAGAUGAAGCGCGCGUCGUGGCACUGCACCGACUGCUUUUCGAGCAUUCGCGCCGUCAAGAACAAGAUCUCCGCAUUCUGCCAUGCGGAGAAGGAUCAAUUUCCCUACAACGAGACGGAGUGGAUACUGGACCGAGUUGUGCGGGGACUGGCGCUCUUUGAGCCCAAGGAGGACAAGGCACGCCUGAAACGGGUGCCCUACUGCACCAACGCGCCUCCCGCCGUGCUGGCAAACCCGGGGAAGUACCAUUACAUGCUGGCAAGGGAUCCGGUGACCGGCAGCUUCUCUGACUACGCCGAGUGGCUGGGAAACCGGACAGAUGUGGCUGGGAAUUUUCACGCGCAGUGGAUAGAUCCAGUCACCCAGGAGCUUGAGACAGUCUAGAGAACUUGAGACAGCUUAAAGAUCCCAAGAACAGGACCAAGCCACCAAGAUUGAACGAAUUCUUUGAGUGAGAGGUUGUGAGGUGGCGGGAAAUGCAAAGUUUAAAUGUGGUCCAGGCUCAGGGGCUCAGAGGACGAAUAUUUCGUUGUUGGUCAGUCAUUGACAAGCAUUGGACAGCCACUCAGCUUCCUGUGCAAAACGAUUGUUCAGGAGUCGCUUUGUUAUUUAAAAUUGUAC
Coccomyxa subellipsoidea C-169 is the source of this 1155-nucleotide messenger RNA. RefSeq lists its product as hypothetical. Gene Ontology annotation, cellular component: membrane. NCBI's taxonomy places the organism in Eukaryota, Viridiplantae, Chlorophyta, Trebouxiophyceae, Coccomyxaceae. The transcript is spliced from 6 exons. Gene Ontology annotation, molecular function: beta-1,4-mannosylglycoprotein 4-beta-N-acetylglucosaminyltransferase activity. The record is from RefSeq and is a predicted model, not a curated record. Bases 1 to 918 code for a protein of 305 amino acids. Gene Ontology annotation, biological process: protein N-linked glycosylation; N-acetylglucosamine metabolic process.